Pteropus alecto (black flying fox) is the source of this 1991-nucleotide messenger RNA. RefSeq names its product PBX homeobox 1 (gene PBX1). Gene Ontology annotation, biological process: embryonic organ development; animal organ morphogenesis; brain development. Bases 415 to 1614 code for a protein of 399 amino acids. Gene Ontology annotation, molecular function: RNA polymerase II cis-regulatory region sequence-specific DNA binding; DNA-binding transcription factor activity, RNA polymerase II-specific. The transcript is spliced from 11 exons. Gene Ontology annotation, cellular component: nucleus. NCBI's taxonomy places the organism in Eukaryota, Metazoa, Chordata, Mammalia, Chiroptera, Pteropodidae. The record is from RefSeq and is a predicted model, not a curated record.
GGGGAAAGUUUGCAUUGCAAUCCCGCUGCCUGGCUCUCCUUUCUCCCGAUCCGUGCAUAUUUGCGAAAGGAUUAAGCCCCAGAUUUAAGCGCCGGGAGCCCAUUCCUGCCUCGCCGAGGACACCGGACCGCACGAACCCACGCCAGCUCUGAUUUCUUGUCGGCCAGUGGGAAGGUGGUUUAUUUUCCUUGCUUUUUGGAGUCAACACCCUUCCCCACCAGCCCUCCUCCCCACCCUCACCCCGCAACCCCUCCCCACUCCCCAUCCUCCCACCACCCUGCAAAGAGGCAAAGGGAUUUUUUUUUUCUUUUGGUCUUCUUUUCCCCCCUGCUCUGUUUAUCCUGAAAAGGAUUUGAAGACAGCUUGACGGAUAAAAGCCUGGUGCUUCCCGGAGCCGGGCUGCGCUGCUCGGAGAUGGACGAGCAGCCCAGGCUGAUGCACGCCCACGCGGGGGUCGGCAUGGCCGGGCACCCCGGCCUGUCCCAGCACUUGCAGGACGGGGCCGCGGGGACCGAGGGGGAGGGCGGCAGGAAGCAGGACAUCGGGGACAUCCUCCAGCAGAUCAUGACCAUCACCGACCAGAGUUUGGACGAGGCGCAGGCCAGAAAACAUGCUUUAAACUGCCACAGAAUGAAGCCUGCCUUGUUUAAUGUGCUGUGUGAAAUCAAAGAAAAAACAGUUUUGAGCAUCCGGGGGGCCCAGGAAGAGGAGCCCACAGACCCGCAGCUGAUGCGCCUGGACAACAUGCUGCUUGCGGAGGGCUCGGACUACAGGGCCAAGCUGUCUCAGAUCAGGCAGAUCUACCACACGGAGCUGGAGAAGUACGAGCAGGCCUGCAACGAGUUCACCACCCACGUGAUGAACCUCCUGCGGGAGCAGAGCCGGACCCGGCCCAUCUCCCCGAAGGAGAUCGAGCGCAUGGUCAGCAUCAUCCACCGCAAGUUCAGCUCCAUCCAGAUGCAGCUGAAGCAGAGCACCUGCGAGGCCGUCAUGAUCCUGCGCUCCCGCUUCCUGGACGCACGGCGGAAGAGACGGAAUUUCAACAAGCAAGCGACGGAAAUCCUGAACGAAUAUUUCUACUCCCACCUCAGCAACCCUUACCCCAGCGAGGAAGCCAAAGAGGAGCUAGCCAAGAAGUGCGGCAUCACCGUGUCCCAGGUAUCAAACUGGUUUGGAAAUAAGCGGAUCCGGUACAAGAAGAACAUAGGUAAAUUCCAAGAGGAAGCCAAUAUUUACGCUGCCAAAACGGCUGUCACUGCCACCAACGUGUCAGCCCACGGAAGCCAAGCUAACUCACCCUCAACUCCCAACUCAGCUGGUUCUUCCAGUUCUUUUAACAUGUCAAACUCUGGAGAUCUGUUCAUGAGCGUGCAGUCACUCAAUGGGGACUCUUACCAAGGGGCCCAGGUUGGAGCCAACGUGCAAUCACAGGUGGAUACUCUUCGCCAUGUUAUCAGCCAGACAGGAGGAUACAGUGACGGACUCGCAGCCAGUCAGAUGUACAGCCCGCAAGGCAUCAGCGCCGAGGGCCUUUGGCAGGAUGCGACCACCCCUUCCUCAGUGACCUCCCCCACAGAAGGCCCUGGCAGUGUUCACUCCGAUACCUCCAACUGACCUCCCCGCCGCCGCCUCCCGCCGACCCUGCGCCCAGCCGGGGGGCCGGGAGGGAGGGCGAGUCCCCCCCGAAGCCGUCGGACCGGAGGGCGAAGCCACGUGGGCACGCGACGAGCCUCCCCCUCCGCUCCUCCUCGGGAUGCGCCUCCCGCCGAUCCGGACUCUUCUUUAUACUGUCCUCCCGUUUCUCUGGGUAGAAGCCGCCCUCCCUGCCUCCGGCCGUCAGCCCGGUGCCCGUCACCUUCCCUGCCCCGCUGCCCCGUCCUUCACGCCCCGGUCCCCGCCCUCCGCACGUCACCGAAGGAUAUUUUCAACAAUCAGAGAUUUAAAGAGGAAACGAAAACAAAGAAAAUAAUAAAAGCGUUUGUAUGUUUUCA